Molecule: messenger RNA, 1957 nt
Organism: Nerophis lumbriciformis (worm pipefish)
Lineage: Eukaryota; Metazoa; Chordata; Actinopteri; Syngnathiformes; Syngnathidae
Product: casein kinase I
Biological process (GO): protein phosphorylation
Molecular function (GO): protein kinase activity; ATP binding
Source: RefSeq, a predicted model, not a curated record
GUUCCUUAAAUACCCGCGCCUUGACAUCCGGGUAGUGACGUCACGAGCAGAGGAGGAGACAGAGUCGCGGAGGACGGCCGCCACUCGCCAGAGCCACCGGAGCUUCUCAGGGACCAUCAGCAGGGAGCGCGGCCGACGACAGAGCUAAGAGCUGGGGGAAUGAGCGCCGCCACAAUCCGCUCCCAUCCUCCUCCACCAAGGCACCCAUCCGCCUGACAACCACAGGGACAGAACCUCCGCGCAAGCAGCUCCCCUACGAGGCCAAUAUUGGGCGUGAGUGACUGCCUGCAAUCAUGGAGUUAAGAGUGGGGAACAAGUAUCGGCUCGGGAGGAAGAUAGGAAGUGGAUCCUUUGGAGACAUAUACCUUGGUGCUAAUAUUGCCACUGGUGAAGAAGUAGCCAUCAAACUUGAGUGUGUGAAGACCAAACACCCACAGCUGCACAUUGAGAGCAAGUUCUACAAGAUGAUGCAAGGAGGAGUGGGUAUUCCCUCCAUAAAGUGGUGCGGCGCAGAGGGAGACUACAACGUGAUGGUGAUGGAGCUUCUCGGUCCCAGUCUUGAGGAUCUUUUCAACUUUUGCUCGCGCAAGUUCAGCCUUAAGACCGUCCUGCUUCUGGCAGACCAAAUGAUAAGUCGUAUCGAAUACAUCCACUCCAAGAAUUUCAUUCACCGCGAUGUGAAGCCCGACAACUUCUUGAUGGGGCUCGGCAAGAAGGGCAACCUGGUGUACAUCAUCGACUUCGGGCUGGCCAAAAAAUACCGCGACGCCCGCACACACCAGCACAUCCCCUACAGGGAGAACAAGAACCUGACCGGCACGGCACGAUAUGCCUCCAUCAACACGCAUCUUGGGAUCGAACAGUCCAGACGUGACGACCUGGAGUCCCUUGGCUACGUCCUCAUGUACUUCAACCUGGGCUCCUUGCCAUGGCAGGGCCUCAAGGCUGCCACCAAGAGACAGAAGUAUGAGCGCAUCAGUGAGAAGAAAAUGUCCACGUCGAUUGAAGUUCUUUGCAAAGGAUACCCUUACGAGUUCUCCACGUACCUCAAUUUUUGCCGAUCGUUUCGAUUUGACGACAAGCCCGAUUACUCCUACCUGCGCCAGCUCUUCAGAAACCUCUUCCACCGGCAGGGCUUCUCUUACGAUUACGUCUUUGACUGGAAUAUGCUCAAAUUCGGUGCCACUCGGACAGCUGAAGACGGGGAACGGGAAAAGAGGACUGGAGAUGAGCGGGACGAUCGGAUCGGUGUGGCGCCCAAGGGCUCUGCAGCACGAGGCCUGCCCCCAGGACCUAACCCUGGACCUGCCGGCAGAGUCCGAAAUGGACCGGAACAGGCGGUUUCUAACCCUGCCUCACGGGUGCAGCAGUCUGGUAACACGUCGCCUCGCGCCAUCUCUCGUGCGGAGAGGGAGAGGAAGGUGAGCAUGCGGCUCCACCGUGGGGCUCCGGCUAACGUCUCGUCCUCUGACCUCACCGCACGUCACGACCAGUCCAGGAUUUCUACGUCACAGGUCAGCAUGCCGUUUGAGCACCUGGGGAAGUAGACCAUGGCCAGACAAGAUGGAUGCCAACAGAACUUUUGACCAUGCCCAGCAUCUGACCUUUUUACGGAACCCUUUUGUCAGUCCCUGGAUGGUCGUCACGGCAACUCAAGAAGAAAAGGAGUGACACUAGGACAUUAUUAUUAUUAACACCCCGUGGUUCUUUCCUCCUACCGAGCUGGUGUGGGAGGACAGAAAGGCAAAAGGAAGUUGUUGUUUUAAAACUUAGUAGAAAUGGUUGGAAAAGGUCACCAUUAAAAUGAGGUUUUGUUUUUAUUUCCUAUGUGCUGCUUGCUGCCCCUUCACCCCUUUUGUGCUGUCAUGUCUACGUCUUUAUUUAUGUGCGUGUCCUAUUUCCCUAAGUCCCAAGGCCAGGUCCCUGGGGAAGGAGCGGACACCAUUGCCCCCCCCCC